Messenger RNA from Jaminaea rosea, 720 nucleotides. RefSeq lists its product as hypothetical. The record is from RefSeq and is a predicted model, not a curated record. The transcript has 4 exons. The coding region runs from base 84 to 674 and encodes 196 amino acids. NCBI's taxonomy places the organism in Eukaryota, Fungi, Basidiomycota, Exobasidiomycetes, Microstromatales.
GCGGGAAAGGCGGUCAACAGAGUAGGAAGGUGUGAAGACGUGAGGCUACCACUACUCCGGACACUCUUCACACUCCUUUCAAGAUGCCCUUCGAUGUCCAGCACUCAGCUCAACAGCUCACCGCGGCACAAGCUUCCCACCUUGGCAUUGCGUACGUCCAAAGGCCAUCGAUACUCGUCUCGCCCCCUCGUCAACACCGUCUCAGGUCGUGUGCGGCUCUGUUGCGGGGUGGUGGGACUGAUGGUGGGAUGUGGGCUGGAAGAGUGGCGAGCUUAGACUGCGUGAAGGAAGGCGACGUCCGCGUCGUGGGCUUCGGCCUCUUGAUCUUCCAUUGCGUCGAGCGAAGCUGUUGGCAGCGAGAAUUUACAGGCGUAGGAGGCGUCGUAUCUCGGUUCAAAGGUUCGUCAGAGGAUGAGGAUGGCAUACCUGAUGUUGCAGUCUCGUUUGAGGUCUUGCACCGCAAACACCUCCAGCUGGGGGGGCGCUCAAACAGCGGCGAGGGACCACGUACCAAGCGGCGUAACAGAAAGUCUCUCCCCCCACUUAUGCGGUUCGAGGAUCGAGGUCACAGGAGCUCUCGUGGAUGUGAGCAAGGCAUCGUCGACGCGUCCAUGCUCUCUACGUCAAGGACGGCACAGCGUGGGGCGGAGAGGAAUAAGAGGAUUAGAGAGUGAGGGAAAGCCUUUCGUGCCGCCGCUCAAGAUGCCAGCCCGUGCCGGC